AAAAUAGAAAAAAAAAAAUACAACAAAAUCAGCAGUCAUUUUUCACAACUAAUGUCAAAAUAUUUGAGUAUUUUUUAACGAAAAUAAUGCCAUAUCAUGAGGAAAAGUAGCAUAAUUUUAGGAACAUAAUGUUGAAAUGUUCAAGAAAAAAUGCUCAAAACAUAAAAAUUGUAAUUUUGGAAAAAUUUCACGUUGGCACCAUGAGCGUCGUGCGAUUUUUGUCAAAUUUAAGCACAAUUUUUCUCUUUCUUUGGCCUGUGGCGCAGUCUUAAAAGAGAAUUUAACAAGAAAAUAAAUUUUAAAAAACACACACAAAAAAUGGGAAAAUCUGCAUAAUUUUACAAUAAAAAAACUAAAUAUUAACAGAAAAAAAUAUAUAAUCUAAUGAGGAAAAAGUCAUAAUAUUGUGACGAAAAGUAAAGUAAUUAUAUCAAGUUGAAAUAUAAAAAAAAGAUUUUUCAAGUCAUAUAUGAAAUAAUGAAAAAGUGAUUAAUGUUAUAAGAAAAGUCAAAAUAUUAUGGGAAUAAUCUCAUAAUAUUACAAGAAAAAUGUCAAAAUUGUUAUAAAAACGAGGACAAACAGCUUUUACCAGAAUAAAAGUUUAAAUAUUAAAGAGAAAAAAAGUCUAGCGAAAAAAGUUGCAAUAUUAUAUGAAUAAACUUGCUAUAUGAGGGGAAAAUAGUCAGUAGUGAUCUUAAAGAAAAAAGACAUUUUUCAGUCCGAAUAUUAUGAGAAACAAUACACAAGUUGUAGUUUUUGGAAAAUUAGGUUGUUGGAAAAGUUAAUAAAUGGGAAUAAAGUCAAAAUAUUCUGGAAAUAAAAUCAUAAUUUUACAACAAAAAAAAGAAAAAAUGUUAAAAUAUUUGGAAAAAUUAAGAGAAACAAUUGAGUAUACUUAAACUGUAUAUAUAACUUCUUAGCAUGUGUUGCUUUACUAAAUAUCAUUUUUCACUGUAUUACUUUAUUCUCCUAAGUUUAAAACUUUAUUCUCCUAAAUGUAUAACUUUAUUCUCCUAAGUUUAAAACUUUAUUCUCCUAAAUGUAUAACUUUAUUCUCCUAAGUUUAAAACGUAAUUAUCCUAAAUGUAAGUUUAAAACUAUGCUAUGGAAUAUAUAUUUCAUCCACACGGUGGCGCCAGAGGCCAAACUUUGUUGUCUAUGUGAAUUGACACUUUGUGUCCUUUGGACCCCAGAGAAGGAAGUGUUGUACACUGUGUGUGUGUGUGUGUGUGUGUGUGUGUGUUGUGAGAAACAAGGAACACUUCCUGGACGCCUCCCAAAACCUCAAGUCUGCCCUUCAUGGCGGUUAGUGGGCGGGGCUCGUUGACGUCAGGAAGCAAGGUGGAGUCUGUAGACCAGUGUACUCGAGGAGGGCGGAAAAAAAAGCUUCAUGUAGAUUCCACUGAUGCUGCUUGGAGGAUGGAGCUUCCAAAAUGUAAGUCCAAGUCCGUCACAUACUUGUUACGAUGUUUGCGGACAUAACGUUUGUCAUGUCAACCUCGCUAACCGUAUUAGCGUGAACAUCCGCCACAAAGAUGAGACUUUGACUAGCUGGUGGACACCAGAGUAGAUGUCAGCACAAGGAGAAGUGUAAAUGUAAGCCGUCCUGCAGAUGAUCUAUUGAUUAGUGUCAUUAGAUGAGACAAAUAUAACUUUAUUCGUUCCUCAGUGGGGACGUUUACAAGUCAGGAAGUCGGUGCUGCCUUUCCUGUCGUGGAUUCAGCCGCACCGUAGAGGAAUGCGUCCUGUAGUUUCAGGCUCUCCAGCCGGUUCUGCAGCUCUCCUCGUUCCAGAUGAACUGGUCGGCCGGGUGCUGGAGUUGCGUUCUUGUUGCGUAAAUCACUAAGGAGCGUCCUGACGGCCCUUACACCUUUUGAAUCAUCUCAUGCGUCCUUGGAGUCACCUUUUUGAAUCAUCUCAUGCAUCCUUGGAGUCACCUUUUUGAAUCAUCUCAUGCGUCCUUGGAGUCACCUUUUUGAAUCAUCUCAUGCGUCCUUGGAGUCACCUUUUUGAAUCAUCUCAUCCGCAGACUCGGGCGAAGACACGAGCGCAUCGGUUCUCUGAGUGACAGCAGACAUGAGCCGGCUUGCGUCCUAGCGCCACCAUGGAGACGACCAAACCCCGGCUGACCCCGUCUGCGCUGAUCAUGGACGCUCAGCGCCGCUCCAGGGUCAAUGGCGCACUGGAGCAGCUCUCCAGGCCGAGCGUGAGUAUUGAGGAGGACGCACUACGCUUCUUAAGUCCGGAGGAGAAAGAGUGCCUCCAGUUCUUCGAGCAGACCAUAGACUCACUGGAGAACAGUCUGGAGGAGGAAGAGCUGAGACCGGGACUGACUAAACCGCCAACAAGCCGAAGCCAUCUUGCGGACGUGAUGGACGGACCGGCCGCAACCUCGGACCUCGACACCGCGGGCGUCCGACAGACCCUGCGGCGUCUCAGUGCAAAGGACCUGGAUAUUAUAGAUCUGGUCCGCCCAGACCCGCACCUGAUGCUCGCCAAAGCCCCGGUCUUCGUUCCUACCAGUCCAGAUUUCCAGAAAAUGGCGGUGAACCCAGAGAGCCACUUUGAAAACAAACCGGGACGUGAUCCAAUGGGAAACUCCGAGCCAGCAGACGGCCCCCCGUACCAGCCAGCGGGUUCUGUCCCCACCCCGGUACUCAUAGCAAAGAAGAUAGCGGAGAACCAGGCAGUAGACGCAUCUUCACUCCACCGCCGCCACAGCCAUGAGGGUGAAAGACCCUUAGACCAUCUGGCAAAGCAGGGUCCUCCUACCUCCGCCAAGCCCAGCAAAUACCCUGCUAACAUCAGCCUGAUUCUCGGCAAAGACCUCCACGAUCAGGCCCCGGCCAACGUGAACCUCCUGGAUCGGCGAGCGCAGAUGUUGGCGAAUCUGACAGGAGCCCCGGAGCAGGGAGACACCAAGUCCAGUGUGGAGCAGAUGGUUCAGAACUUCCCCACCCGCAGAAUUUCCUUCAGGGACCCCACGCCGGAGAAGUCCAGGCUGGAAGCUUUGUCUAAACUGGGCCUCACCACGUCAGGAGUUCCAGGGCUUGAUUCCCCAAGCAGUACUCCACAGAGUCCUGUUGCCAGUGCAGAGACCAGUACCGGCGUCACUCCCAUGCAGUCCAGUGUUCUCCCCCCAGAGAGCAACACCCCCGUUCCAGGGCCGAGGACCACACCCCCACCGAUCCAGACUUAUGUCAGCAGAAGAACAGAGAAUCUUCCGAUUGACCCCCCCAGGACCUUUGACUACAGAAAACCUCCACUCAGCCCGCCCCCUCUGGAAAUGUGUGCCCCCGGCCCCCCGCCCCCCGAGGUGCAUCUGAACAACUUUGGAGGUAAAUCCAUCACGGUCACUCCGAUUUCCUCAAAGAACGAAGCCGUGAGCCCCCCAGGCAGCCAUGACACCAAAGUCCUGCCCACUGGACUGGCCAACCCCAGCGAGUUUAACAGCUAUGGAGGGAAGUCCAAAGUCAUGAAACCCAAUCCCGGAACCAUGACUAAGACCGACCUCCCUGACAUCCUCAGCUCCCACAUUGAUGUCAAUCACUCCCUGCCCGCCAAGUCCGAGUCGCUUCCCGCUGAGCUCAACAGCUACGGAGGCAAGAGUCGUACCAUCAACCCUUCGGCAGGCUUACAGCAGCAGCAGCCUUCAGGAGGCCCGGCGAGGUCCUUCAAAGGCCCCCCUCCAGCCACGGCCCCGAGGAACCCUCUUCAUUCUUAUCGCAACAUCAGCACAGGAACCGCAACCAGAACCUCGUCGCCGUCCGAUCACAAGAGAAGAUCCGGUGCCGCGUUUCGCCCUCAAGGCAUCACGGUGCAGUUCUCCGGUCGAGGCGCCACGGAGGAAUCUCGCAAGGAAGCGCUGAAGAAACUCGGACUGCUGAAAGACUUGUGAAGGACUUGCAGUUUCCAAGGUGCGGCUCGGGAGACCAACUUGGACAAGAAGACGGACCUGUAGGGCCGGUUCUUGUUGCCUGGAUACAAAAGGAUCUGUUUUGAUGACAAAUAUCUGCUUUGUUUGAGAGAACAACAAACGGCUUGUCGGAAUUCCAAAGUCCAUGUUUGGACUGAUCGGGGAACAAAAGUACGAAACCAUCUCCAAGACGUGACAGCAUUCAAAAACUCAAACGCUUAUCUUCUACAGAUGGACUUCAACACAGACUCAAACAAUUCCAGAAUUCAUCCCGAGACGUUCCCAUUCCAGAUGAGAUGAAUAUUCUGGUGGAGAUCCAUGGAGAGAAGAGCUUUUCUGUACGAUGUGAAGCUCUGCUGGAGGUUAUUUUUACCGACUUGUAACCGCACACUCCGGAAUGACUUUGGACUUUUCUCCUGGACUGUGGAACCCUCAGACCACAAGGACUCUCUCGGCUCGACAAAUUGUCUGUUUGCUUAUAUUUCUGUCGCGUUUUCAGACUCCGCCCACCGUAGUUCAGCUACGGUCUCUUCUGAAGUAGAUUUGGUGUCACGGGGUUUCGGUCUUGGGAAUGUUGUUUACAGACUCCGGUUCUCUGUAGUUCAUCUGCAGUUACUAUGAAGUAUCUUCUCCUGCGUAUUGCAUUUAAUGUACUUUACCAGGAAAACUUUCGGGCGUGGGUCGUUCCGCCCAAUCGCAGUACCCGGGAAUAAAAUAUAUCAAUAAACAAUAUUUGUAGUAGUAUAGUUUUUUCCUUUGAAGUACGAGUACCGCACGUUCAAACCACCAAUGAAUGAAGGACGGUCAAACCACUUGCUUUUCUAAAAAAAACUAUUUGCGUCUAUUGUAUAAGUCACAUGGUCCACAGGAAGUUGCAUCAUUCAGAAUCCUCUGCCGGCCGUGGGACGGUCAAAAUGGUACGAUUUAUUUUUUUUUGUAUAUCGGACAAUAGGUUACCGAAAUUAUGUUUAUUCUUCAAUCACUGACAGUCCUUGUCAGGGUGGGGGGAGGCGGGGCCGCUAGCAUACACACAGAGUGCCACCUAAAAAAAAUGAUUUUAUUAGAUUGUAUUAUAUUGUCAUAUUUGUUAUUGAACCUUUCUUAAACGUAAUGUUAACAUCUCGUCUUGUUCUCGUAGACCCAAUGUUGUGUAUUAUGUCGUCUUGUCCUAAACGAGGCUUCGGAAUGGGCUUCGGAAUCCUGAAGACAAAUGAAAAGUUAGCCGAGAUGUGCUAAUAGUGGAAUAUGUUGAUCACGAUGACGCCGUCUACAUAAUCAUCUUUUGUUUUCUUUCGGCUUUUUCCUGAUUACCGAGUCGCCUUUAGUAUAUUCCGGAUGCCCUUCCUGACGAAUACCGAUGAUGUGUUCAUGUUCAUGUUGAAUGUGUCAAUCAUUAAAGGCAGUCAUGUGACUUGGCUGUGGCUG
Doryrhamphus excisus (bluestripe pipefish) is the source of this 5341-nucleotide messenger RNA. The record is from RefSeq and is a predicted model, not a curated record. Lineage: Eukaryota; Metazoa; Chordata; Actinopteri; Syngnathiformes; Syngnathidae.